AUGAUUCCUCAUUCAUUUUCAUUUUUGUGUUUUCCUUCCUUCUCUUUCUCUAUCAGAUGCAUCACUUUCUCUUUCUCUGUCUUAUGCUUCUCUUUCUCUCUCUUAUACUUCUCUUUCUCUCUCUUAUGCUUCUCUUUCGCUUGUGCAUCCUUCUCUUUCUCAGUCUCUUUUACACACAUGCUACCCUUUCUCUUUGAUUUCUUUUUUCUUUUUUUCUCUCUCGCUUUUACACACUUCUCUUUCUCUCUCUCAUGUUUCUAUUUCUCUUUCGCAUGUUUCACAUUAUCUCUCACAACUUUCAAUCUCAUACCCCGCGUUCUCUUUCACGUCGUUCUCUUUCUCUUUUUCUCUUUCUCUUUCUCUUUUUCUCUUUCUCUUUUUCUCUUUCUCUUUUUCUCUUUCUCUUUUUCUCUUUCUCUUUUCACUUUCACUUUUCUCUCUUUCUCUUUCGCUUCUCAUUCUCUCUCGCUCUGUUACUUGUCUUUCUCUCUCGCUCUGCUACUUGUCUUUCUCUCUCUCUCUCUUUCUUCGUUUUCUCUCUCUUUCUCUUUCGUGGUUUUCUCUCUCUUUCGUGGUUCUCUUUCUCUCUCUUUCUCGUGGUUCUCUCUCUCUCUCUCCUCUCUUUCUCGUCGUCGUUUCUCUCCUCUCUCUUCUCGUCAGUUUCUCUCCUCUUUUCUUUCUCGUCGGUUUCUCGCACUCUCUCUUUCUCGUCGGUUUCUCUCACUCUCUUUCUCGUCGGUUUCUCUCACUCUCUUUCUCGUCGGUUUCUCUCACUCUCUUUCUCGUCGUUUUCUCUCUCUCUCUCUCGUCGUUUUCUCUCUCUCUCUUUCUCGUCGUUUUCUCUCUCUCUCUUUCGUCGUUUUCUCUCUCUCUCUCUUUCGUCGUUUUCUCUCUCGCUCUCUCUCUUUCGUCGUUUUCUCUCUCUCUCUUUCGUCGUUUUCUCUCUCUCUCUCUUUCGUCGUUUUCUCUCUCUCUCUCUUUCGUAGUUUUUUCUCUCUCUCUCUCUUUCUCUCUCUUUCUCUCUCUCUCUCUCUCCUUUUUCUCUCUCUCUCUUCGUUUUCUCUCUCUCUCUCGUCGUUUUUUUUCUCUCUCUCUCGUCGUUUUCUCUCUCUCUCUCUCGUCGUUUUCUCUCUCUCUCUCUUUCGUCGUUUUUUUUCUCUCUCUCGUCGUUUUUUUUCUCUCUCUCUCUUCCUCUUCUUUAUUUCUCUCUUUUUUACUCUCUCUCUUCCACUUCUUUCUCUCUCUCGUUCUCCUUUUCUUUCUCUCUCUCGUAUUUUCUCUUUUUUUUUCUUUCCCAAAGUGCAUCCCUUUCACAUGAUUUACUUUCGCGUGCUUCUCCUUUCUCAUACUUCUCUCUCUUUCACGUGCCUCUCUCUCUCUCUCAAAAUGCUUCUCUUACUCUUUUUGAUUUCUUCAUCAAUCCCAGCCAUAUUGUUUUACUCUCAUUGCCUUUCUUUUAUUAAUGUUUUCUUCGAGUUUUUCUUAAUCUAUUCGAAGCCUUCAUUAUACGCAUAUCAUCCUUUUUCCUCUUGCCCGCUUCUCUUUAUAAAACAUUCUCUUCUUUACUCAUUCUUCUCUUUUCAACUUCUCCUCUCCUUCUUUAAACAUUCUCCUCUCUUCCUCUUGACACCUUCUCUUCUCUUCGUCUUGACAUCUUUUCCUCUUGACACCUUCUCUUCUCUUCCCCUUGACCUUUUCUUCUCUUUUCUUCUCUUCCCCUUGACACCUUCUCUUCCUCCUUGA
Acanthosepion pharaonis is the source of this 1743-nucleotide messenger RNA. The record is from the annotation of a GenBank genome assembly. NCBI's taxonomy places the organism in Eukaryota, Metazoa, Mollusca, Cephalopoda, Sepiida, Sepiidae.